GCAAGAAGAUCCCGGAAGUGUUGCACGGGCGCUUCCGUCCCGCACAGGCUAAAAAGAAAAAAAAAAAAAAAAAAAAGGAAAGGAAAAAAAAGCAAAAACCGCCCUUCCAACGCAUGCUCAGACCGGUUCGGCGCUCACCCUUCCGGAGAGGAGCACUCUGACGUCCUUCCCUACCCGACCGAAAGGAGGAGUUACGGGGCUCACAGAAGCCCCGCCCCACCUUGACGUUUAGAGACGCGACGCGUCGCCACGCAAUGCGAAUCGGGAAGAGGGGAUGAGCUUCGCUGCCUUGCGUCUGAGAGCGAAGUCUCGUUCUCCUUUGGUGGUGGGCGAUGGGCGUCAGGCGGGGAAGCCGGCGUUAGCGGAGUGUGGGCGCUGCGGAAAGAACUACUUUUCAUGAACCACACCAUCCGUUUGUUGAAGUAGAAAAGCAAGUAUCAUUCAUCAUGCCUGCUGUAGCUUCAGUUCCUAAAGAACUCUACCUCAGUUCUUCACUAAAAGACCUCAAUAAGAAGACAGAAGUUAAACCUGAGAAGACCAGCACCAAGAAUUAUAUACACAGCGCUCAGAAGAUCUUCAAGACAGCAGAAGAAUGCAGACUGGAUCGUGAUGAGGAAAGGGCCUAUGUGCUUUAUAUGAAAUAUGUGGCAGUUUAUAAUCUUAUCAAAAAGAGACCUGAUUUCAAGCAACAGCAGGAUUAUUAUCUUUCAAUACUUGGACCUGCAAACAUCAAAAAAGCUAUUGAGGAAGCUGAAAGACUCUCCGAAAGCCUUAAACUGAGAUACGAAGAGGCUGAAGUUCGGAAACAACUUGAAGAAAAGGACAGACGGGAGGAAGAGCAGCUGCAGCAACAGAAAAGGCAGGAGAUGGGGAGAGAGGACAGUGGUGCGGCAGCCAGACGCUCUGUGGAGAAUUUACUGGAUUCCAAAACCAAAACCCAAAGGAUCAAUGGAGAGAAGAGUGAAGGAGGUGCAGCUGCAGAGAGAGGAGCAAUCACAGCAAAGGAACUAUAUACAAUGAUGAUGGAUAAAAACACAAGCCUGAUUAUAAUGGAUGCUCGAAAAAUACAGGAUUAUCAGCAUUCCCGUAUCUUGGAUUCUCUCAGUGUUCCUGAAGAAGCUAUCAGUCCAGGAGUCACUGCUAGUCGGAUUGAAGCCAACCUCUCAGACGAUUCGAAAGACACAUGGAAGAAGAGGGGGAGUGUGGACUAUGUGGUCCUUCUCGACUGGUUUAGUUCAGUGAAAGAUUUGCUGCUUGGGACCACUCUGCGGAGUCUGAAAGAUGCACUUUACAAGUGGGAAAGUAAAACUGUCCUGCGCCACGAGCCUUUGGUGUUAGAGGGAGGCUAUGAAAACUGGCUCCUUUGCUAUCCACAGUUUACAACAAAUGCUAAGGUCACUCCACCCUCUCGGAGCAGAACUGAAGAGGUGUCUGUCUCAUUGGAUUUUACUUAUCCCUCGCUGGAAGAGCCAGUUCCUUCCAAACUUCCUGCCCAGAUGCCACCUCCUCCUAUAGAAGCAAAUGAAAAGGCUCAGCUGGUAACUGAUCAGGAUGAAAAACCAAGACUGUUGACCCAGUCAGCUCUAGCCAGACCUGUUGCAGCUCCCAAAGCUGAAGCUUCACCCAUAAUUCAGCCAGUGCCUGCUACAAAGAAUGUUCCACAGGUUGAUCGUACAAAAAAACCGGCAGUUAAGUUGCCUGAAGAUCAGAGAAUAAAAUCUGAAAAUACAGAUCAGAGUGGAAGAGUUCUUUCUGAUAGAUCCACCAAGCCAGUAUUUCCCCCUCCAACCACCAUGUUAACAGAUGAAGAAAAGGCUCGUAUUCAUGAAGAAACUGCCCUUCUUAUGGAAAAGAAUAAACAGGAGAAGGAACUUUGGGAAAGGCAACAGAAGGAACAGAAAGAGAAGCUGAGAAGGGAGGAACAAGAGCACAAAGCUGGAAAGACCCAGGAUGCAGAAGAACGUGACUUCACUGAGAAUCAGCACAAAGCAAAGGAUGGACAAGAGAAGAGGGACAGCAAACAGACCAAAAUGGAAGACAGAGAGCCCUCAGCAGAUGGGGCCCAGGAAGCCACAGGAACCCAGAGACAAAGUAAGAAUGAACACGAAGCUUCCGAUGCUAAGGUUUCUGUGGAAGGUAAAAGGUGUCCCACAUCAGAAGCACAGAAGAGGCCAGCAGAUGUGUCCCCUGCAUCCAUGUCAGGAGAGCUCAGUGCAAGCAAGGCUCAGCGAGAACCUUUGACGAGAGCACGAAGUGAAGAAAUGGGGAGAAUUGUGCCAGGACUGCCUUUGGGCUGGGCCAAGUUUCUUGAUCCAAUCACUGGGACCUUUCGUUACUACCAUUCACCCACAAACACGGUUCAUAUGUAUCCACCUGAAAUGGCUCCUUCGUCUGCACCCCCUUCCACCCCUCCAACUCACAAAGUCAAGCCCCAGAUCCCCGCAGAGCGGGACAGGGAGCCAUCCAAACUGAAGCGCUCCUACUCCUCACCAGACAUCACUCAGGCCUUGCAGGAGGAGGAGAAGAGGAGGCCAGCGGUGACCCCAACAGUCAACCGGGAGAACAAGCCACCAUGUUACCCUAAAGCUGAGAUCUCGAGGCUUUCUGCUUCUCAGAUUCGGAACCUCAAUCCUGUUUUUGGAGGCUCUGGGCCAGCUCUCACUGGACUUCGUAACUUGGGGAACACUUGUUACAUGAACUCAGUACUGCAGUGCCUGUGCAAUGCUCCACAUUUGGCCGACUACUUCAACCGGAACUGCUACCAGGACGAUAUCAACAGGUCAAAUUUGUUGGGCCAUAAAGGUGAAGUGGCAGAAGAAUUUGGUAUAAUCAUGAAAGCGCUGUGGACAGGACAAUAUAGAUACAUCAGUCCAAAAGAUUUUAAAGUCACUAUUGGUAAAAUUAAUGACCAGUUUGCAGGAUCCAGCCAGCAAGAUUCACAAGAGCUGCUUCUGUUCCUCAUGGAUGGCCUCCACGAGGAUCUAAAUAAGGCUGACAAUCGGAAGAGGCAUAAGGAGGAGAACAAUGACCACCUUGAUGACUUUAAGGCGGCAGAGCAUGCCUGGCAGAAGCACAAGCAGCUCAACGAGUCCAUUAUAGUUGCGCUCUUUCAGGGUCAGUUCAAAUCCACAGUGCAGUGCCUCACCUGUCACAAGAAGUCUCGGACAUUCGAGGCUUUCAUGUAUUUGUCUUUGCCACUAGCGUCCACAAGUAAAUGUACUUUACAGGACUGCCUUAGAUUAUUUUCCAAAGAAGAAAAGCUUACAGAUAACAACAGAUUUUACUGCAGCCAUUGCCGAGCUCGGCGGGAUUCUCUAAAGAAAAUAGAAAUCUGGAAAUUGCCUCCUGUGCUGUUAGUACACCUGAAACGAUUUUCCUAUGAUGGCAGGUGGAAGCAGAAACUGCAAACAUCCGUGGAUUUCCCAUUGGAAAAUCUUGACCUGUCACAGUACGUUAUUGGUCCAAAAAACAGUUUGAAGAAAUAUAACUUGUUUUCUGUUUCAAACCACUAUGGCGGGCUAGAUGGAGGCCACUACACAGCCUACUGUAAAAACGCGGCAAGACAGCGCUGGUUUAAGUUUGAUGACCAUGAAGUUUCGGAUAUCUCUGUGUCUUCUGUGAAGUCGUCAGCAGCUUAUAUCCUCUUUUAUACAUCCCUGGGACCACGCGUAACUGAUGUAGCCACCUAAAGAGGUGUGGGCUGUGGGCGUGUUGAUAUUUCCAAAUUGUAGCCUCACAUCUAAUGCUUACAGAAAUAAUGGAUUGCUGCAGCUGCUAUGUAGAGAGAUUCCAGAACACUGGGGGCUGUGUUACUAGCACCAUAUAAUUCAGGUCAGUGCUGCUUAUCAAGGAAGGAAGGAAGGAAGGAAGGAAGGAAGGAAGGAAGGAAGGAAGGAAGGAAGGAAGGAGAGCAAGAAAGAGAGAGAGAGAGAAACCUGACAUUUAACAACUAUCAUAGUACGCAUCCCUUACAGGAAUCAUUUAUUUCAAAACAACUUUUUGAGUCUGCCCCAAAGUUAAAUAAUUCAUUAGCCAGACAUUUAUUAUUCUAUUGAUACCAAGCCAUUGUAACCUCCAUUUUCCUAUUCACUGCUCCAGCCUCGUCUCAUUUCUAGUCCCAGCUCGGCCCACUAUGAGUAUUCUAGACCUAACUCAGAUAGGAGUGUAUAUGUACAUAUUUAUUGCACUGUUGCACAUCAGAUUGCUGUACAUAGUUUAACAUAUCCUUCUGUGAAAGCCUAGAAAGAAAUUUUUUUCUUUUUCCUUUGGCCUCUUCUAGGUAGCUGCAGUGCUUUCUUAGGGAAAUGACAGGGCAAAACUAUUUUUCUGUUGGCUUCCGGCUGUAUUUGUGCACUAAAUCUUUAUUCUAAAAAAAUGGAAACUUUAAUUUUUUAAAAAUCAUUUACAUCUACAUUAAAAUCUUAAUGAAGAAAAAAAAUAAUUUGAAACCUUGU
Molecule: messenger RNA, 4454 nt
Organism: Arvicanthis niloticus (Nile rat)
Lineage: Eukaryota; Metazoa; Chordata; Mammalia; Rodentia; Muridae
Gene: Usp8
Product: ubiquitin specific peptidase 8
Biological process (GO): protein deubiquitination
Molecular function (GO): cysteine-type deubiquitinase activity
Source: RefSeq, a predicted model, not a curated record